AUGGGUCCAGCCGGCAAGACAACGCGCCCGGAGCCCAGCUCGGCUGCAGCGUGGCUAGCACAUCUUGAUAUAUUGCGGCACUUCAUAUCUUCGGACCUUGAAACGGCGCUGAUUCUCGAGGACGAUGUGGACUGGGAUCUGCGCAUUAAAGACCAGAUGCGGCUCGUUUCAGAUAACGUUCGUGCCUUUGGCCGCAGCUACGACAAGAGUGGGCACCAGCUGAAUGAGUCCAAUGGCCCAAUGAUGGCCAUGAGGGUCAAGCAGUACGCCGAAAAAUACAUAUGGGACUUCUACAAACUGGCAACCCGCGCAAACCUCGACGAAGCCAUGAAGGUCAGCAUGAGGCCGUCGAAGCGGCACGAGAGGCCUACGAACUCCGACCCCGGGAACGAGCUGGCGGACACCGAGGAGGACGAGGCGGCGGCCGCGGAGGGCAAGUCCAAGGAAGGGCGGGGCAAGUCACCGAGGCAAGACUCUGCUUCAACUGCAACAGCCCGGAGCACAUUGCCCGCAACUGCCCCCAGCCUCCAAGAACGGCGCGGCGCCCCAAGGGCGAGGAGGGCGGACGCCCUAGGCCCAAGGCAGGCAGGCGGAGGCACGUGA
Messenger RNA from Microdochium trichocladiopsis, 603 nucleotides. RefSeq lists its product as uncharacterized. The record is from RefSeq and is a predicted model, not a curated record. The coding region runs from base 1 to 603 and encodes 200 amino acids. Lineage: Eukaryota; Fungi; Ascomycota; Sordariomycetes; Xylariales; Microdochiaceae. The transcript has 3 exons.